AUGACCCUCUCCAUCAUCGCCGAAGAGACUGGUCUCGUGCCCGCUGGCAUGCAACCAUACGGCCCUGACGACUACAGCAUGCCGCCAACCGACUUCGGCCACGUCAUCGCACCUCGCAUCGAAGCGACCCACAACUUCAAGAACGCGCCGGCGCUCGAUAUCCUCUUCGUUCCCGGUGGGCUCGGCGUUGUGACCCUAGACCAAAACAACGACACUGGGGUGGCAGACUUUGUCAAGAUGCGCCUCGCUUCGCUCGAGUACCUGGUCGGCGUAAGCUUCGGCGUAGCGACGCUUGCGAACGCUGGUGUGCUCGACGGCAAGAAGGCGACAACGAACAAGUCUGGGUGGGCGUGGAUAACGGAGCGCGGACCGAACGUGACGUGGGUGCCGCAAGCGCGCUGGGUCGAGGACGGUCUCGAUGCGACAUACGCCCUCUUGAGCAGAUUCUACGGCGCACAACCGCUCAACUACCUGCUCAACGUGAUUGAGUAUGCGCCGCACCUGGACCCUGCCUGGGACCCGUACGCGACGACAUUCAACGUCCCCGGUUCGCACAACUCGUCCUCGCAGGGUUGCGUCAACCCUGUCCCGAUGCCUAUGCGAUAA
Molecule: messenger RNA, 606 nt
Organism: Alternaria novae-zelandiae
Lineage: Eukaryota; Fungi; Ascomycota; Dothideomycetes; Pleosporales; Pleosporaceae
Exons: 2
Coding region: 1-606 (201 amino acids)
Source: RefSeq, a predicted model, not a curated record